This is a messenger RNA of Striga asiatica, 2583 nucleotides long. Lineage: Eukaryota; Viridiplantae; Streptophyta; Magnoliopsida; Lamiales; Orobanchaceae. The record is from the annotation of a GenBank genome assembly.
GAUAGCGUGGGAUUUACAGUGAAGUUGUGCGCUGCGCGCGCGAGCAAUUUGCAUUUGGGCGACAAUGGUGGAGGCUGGAGGAGGAAGCAGUGAGAGCCCAGCUGAGCUGAAGAAGUCAAACUCGAAAAAACCCAGAAACCCUAAGGAUGCCCAGCUCCUCAAACAGACCCUCGUCGUGUUUCUUGCUUCUGCAGAAUCUCCGGCGGAGUUCUUCGCGGAUAACAAGAAUAUAGCUGGUUUUGACAAUGUGAGACCUCUCAGUGCCGAACAUAAUUACGGUCGGGCUGCGGAGAACAUUGGUAGCGGCCGGUUCUCUUCUCCUGGUCAAUGGUUGAAGCCAGGAAAAUGUUUGUAUACUACAGUUAGGGAGCUUGUUGAAAAUGCACUUGAUUCAGCUGAGUCAAUCUCUGAACUUCCUGUCAUAGAAAUAACAAUUCAAUUAUGGAUCAUGCAUUUCUUACUUGGUGCUGUAAUGGUUGAUCACUCUAGUGAAGAGAUUGGGAGGAGCAAAUUCAAUUCAAUGAUUGGUCUUGCUGACCAUGAACGUGUUGAUGCAGAGCUAUAUGAUGAUUUUGAGUCGGCCAAGGCCCGUGAGAAAAGACUUGCCAAGGAAGCUCGUCUUCAAGAAGCUCAGGCAAAGAAUGCAGCUCUUGGGAAGAAAGGCAAAGCAACAACAGCUCCAAAGCCCAUAAAGAGUCGCGAGGCUUCAUAUUAUAGGGUGACUUGUAAGGAUAAUGGAAGAGGAAUGGCACAUGAUGAUAUCCCAAAUAUGUUCGGACGAGUUCUCUCUGGAACUAAGUAUGGCUUAAAGCAGACGCGUGGUAAAUUUGGACUUGGUGCAAAGAUGGCACUUAUCUGGUCCAAAAUGAGCACUGGGUUGCCUAUUGAGAUCCUUUCAUCAAUGAAUAGCCAAAAGUAUUCAUCGUUUUGCAGAUUAGAUAUAGAUAUUCACAGGAAUGUCCCUCAUAUUCAUGUACAUGAGAAAAGAGACAAUGAGGAACGGUGGCAUGGAGCUGAAAUCCAGAUAGUAAUUGAGGGCAACUGGACAACUUAUCGUUCCAAAAUAUUGCAUUACAUGCGACAAAUGGCUGUCAUCACUCCAUAUGCUCAAUUCCUUUUCAAGUUCCUUUCUGAAUCUCCAGAUAAAAACGUCACUGUGAGAUUUGCUAGGAGGACGGAUAUAAUGCCUCCAGCUCCCCUUGAAACUAAGUAUCAUCCAUCUGCUGUUGAUUUGCUAUUGAUCAAAAGACUUAUUGCCGAGACGUCGAAGCCAAAUCUUUUGCAAUUUCUCCAACAUGAAUUUGUGAAUGUUGGGAAGUCCCAUGCGGAGCGCUUGAUUGGGGAAAUGGGUCCUGAUUUUAGCCCCAAAAUGCCUGUUAAAUCUCUAACCUCUCAGCAAAUUGUCCGCAUCCAUCAGUUGUUCCGUCAAGCAAAGUUUGACGAUCCAAGUGGUGAUUGUCUUAGCCCUGCUGGAGAGUACAAUUUACGUUUAGGGAUUAUAAAGGAGCUUCAUCCAGAUAUGGUUGCCACUUACUCAGGAAGUCCUCAAGUUUUUGAAGGCCACCCUUUCAUUGUGGAAGCAGGGCUUAGUUUGGGUGGAAAAGAUGUUAAACAAGGUCUAAAUGUGUUCCGAUUUGCUAACCGGAUACCACUUCUAUUCGAGCAAGGUGCUGAUGUUGUCACUAGAACUGCUGCAAAGAGAAUCAACUGGAGCAAUUACAAGAUCAACCAAACACAAGAUAAGAUUGGUGUCUUUGUGAGCAUCGUGAGCACCAAAAUACCUUUUAAAGGAACUGGAAAGGAGUACAUUGGUGAUGACAUCAGUGAAAUAGCUUCUGCCGUCAAGACUGCUAUUCAGCAAUGCUGCUCUCAACUAAAAUCCAAGAUCGUGAAAAGAAUACAGGCUCGCGAGCAGCAGGAGAGGAAGCGAAGUUUGAGCAAGUACAUCCCAAACGCCACAGGUGCUAUAUACGAGGUAUUAAAGGAGAUGGCACGAGCUCAUGCUUCAAAGAAAAGGCGAUGUGAAGGGGCGGAUGCCGAAUUACUCAAACAAGUUUCGGAUAAGAUAGUUACAGAAGAAACACUGCGCGAAAAGCUUGCUCAACACGUCGACUAUGAGAUGGCACUGGAAUAUGCAACACAGACGGGUGUAAAUGAGGAACCCAAGGAAGACAUAUUCAUUCCACCACUUGAAGCUGAAUACAAGUUCACCGACUUCUACAGCCCCGUGUUUGUCUUUAGAUUUGUUCAUUAGUUAUUUACCAAAAAUACUGCAAAAUCACGGUAUAGAAACUUGAUGAAUGAGGUGGUAACGUUUUUUUUUCCUUCAUUUAGUAUAUGAGUUAUGUAUGAAUCGGCAAGUUACGGUUUCUGUAUGAUCUGGGGACUGUUGAGAUGAAGAUAAUUUAAGUGAUUUAUAUCUUCAUAUUAGUUUGAGUAAAUGGUAAGCUAUGAUUAUGUAGUUAUGGUUGCAAUAUUGUAUUUAAUAGGUUAUUAUCCUUUGCGAUAAAAAGCCAAGAGGGUUGUAAUGACGAGUAAUAUUUACGUAUGGGGACUUUGUUGCUUUGUAGUAGCAUGGUGCAA